Prionailurus viverrinus (fishing cat) is the source of this 1506-nucleotide messenger RNA. Its product is annotated as thyrotropin-releasing hormone receptor-like. Gene Ontology annotation, cellular component: membrane. Gene Ontology annotation, biological process: phospholipase C-activating G protein-coupled receptor signaling pathway. Gene Ontology annotation, molecular function: thyrotropin-releasing hormone receptor activity. The record is from RefSeq and is a predicted model, not a curated record. Lineage: Eukaryota; Metazoa; Chordata; Mammalia; Carnivora; Felidae.
AUGGAGGACCACACCGAGCACCCUGAGCGCGCGAACGCGUCGAGCCUGGGCGCCUUGCCCCAGCCUCCGCCGGCUGUACAAGCGGUGACCUUGACUCUGGUGCCUCUCGUGUGCGCCAUGGGUGUGGCCGGCAACGCCAUGGUGGUCCUGGUGGUACUCCGGGGCCGCCACAUGGUCACGCCCACCAACUGUUACUUGGUGAGCCUGGCCGCGGCGGACCUGCUGGUGCUCCUGGCGGCCGGAGUGCCCACCGUCGCCGAGGCGGCGUCCGCCCGCGUUUGGGUCUUCGGCCACGCAGGCUGCCUGGGCAUCACCUACCUGCAGUACGUGGGCAUCAACACGUCCACGGGCUCCAUCGCCGCGUUCACGGUGGAGCGCUACCUCGCCAUCUGCCACCCGCUGCGCGCCCAAACUCUGUGCACCGUGGCGCGGGCCAAGCGCAUCGCGGCUUUGCUGUGGCUGGGCACCAGCGCCUACUGCGUGCUCUGGCUCUUCCUGGUGGACACACGCGAGACCGCGUACGCCGACGGCGUGCAGGUGCAGUGCGGCUGCGUGUCGCGCUCUCUCUACCUGCCCGUCUACUUCCUGGACUUCGCGCUCUUCUACGCGCUGCCCCUGGGCCUGGCCACCGUGUUCUACUUGCUCAUAGCGCGCGUCCUCUUCGCGCGGCCGCUGCCUCCUGCGCACCCGGGGCACUGCAAGAAAGGCGCCCUCAACUCCCGGAAGCAGGUCACCAAGAUGCUGGCUGUGGUGGUGGUGGUUUUUGCUCUGCUGUGGCUGCCCUACCGCACCCUGGUGGUGGUGAAUUCCUUCCUGAGCCCGCCCUACCUCAACCUUGGCUUCCUUCUCUUCUGCCGGCUUUGCAUCUACCUGAACAGCGCGGUCAACCCCGUCAUCUACACCCUUAUGUCCCAGCGCUUCCGGGAGGCCUUCCGGGGACUAUUUCAGUGCCAGCUGGCCCGGCCCAAGCUCCCGCCCCAGGAGGCCACCCCUGUGUACUACAGUGUCAUCAAAGACUGUCCCCAGAUCAGACUGGGCUCUUAGAGGGAACCAGGGAGCAUGAUGUGCAGACAGGAUCCUGGCACCUGAGGGCAAGGCCCACUACUUUAUUUCUACCGAGGAGGGAGCGGUGGAGGAGGGAGUGGCGUCCAGGGCUGUUUAACAGAGGUGUGCAGGUUGGGCACUUUACAACCCUAGGGGUCACCGUUCACAUCACAGCCUAGAUUUGUAUAUUUAGUAAAACAAUUUCCCAUUUUAAUAAAUAGACAAAUCUAAGCGGGAGGCACCUUUUUAUAAUUUACACAAAGGCACUCGAGGGCCUAGAGGCAGCCUGGGUGGGUCAACAUUUGCAGAGACUGAGUAGGGUAGGAGCUAUUACCGGGGAUCUCUUGGGAAUCUGUGGGCCCUCUUCCUGAAAAUGCAGAGAGCCUUCCCCCACCCAAGGAUAAACCCCAGACGCUGCCUCCCUCUGAAUGGUGACAUGUGACUUUGUCGGGGACCUGCUCC